GCAAUCAGAAAAGUUAUUGAUUCCUGGGAGGAAAAGCAUACAUCAAAUAAACUGUGUACAAGAUUUGACCAGUAAUUCCUCAGUGGAUGAAGAAACAAGGGGAGGACUGAUUGCAUUAUGUUCUUUGAAGAAGCCUAAAUUGGAGCCUGUUCUAACACAACAUAUUGAGAAUUCUCACGAACCUUCAUCGAUUGUCAGGGAAGCACAACUGAACACCACUUCUACCAUAAACAAUUUGAUGAAACACGAGAAAUUGCAGGUCAGUGAUUAUGGAAGCUUCCAAAAUGCUGAAGUUGGUUUAGCAGUGCUGCUUGGAGAUGAGAUGAUUGCACAAAGAAAAACAGAAAUGUUUAGUCAGAAAAGCAAGGUGGUUCUGUCUAGUCCUUCACCUUGUGGUGAUGAAGAAAGAAGAGGAAAUGCUUUUCUGAUCCAGGUUAAAGAGAAGCUUACUGAUGCAGACUAUAAAGAAUAUUUGGGUUUUAUGAAAGCACUCAAGUCUAAAACCAUGAAGAUAGAUCAGGUUUUACAGAUUGUUCUCUUUUCCAAAUAGGUUCCCACAUCUUGAAAGGUAAGAGCGCUAUCUACACUACCAGUUCUAUGUGGUUCAAAAUCAUUCUUUAUGACGGAACCUAUUCACUGCUUGAGUGUGGCUACUGAUAAAGUAGUGAAACAAAAAAAAAAAAAGAGCUGCUGCACCUCCUGCAGUCUUUGCUUGUGAUAUCCCAGCAGUUUUGUCCUGUGUUCUAAUAUCAUGCUAUUUGGAGUAUAUCAUAUCCGCAAGUUUAAUUUUGUCAUUUUAUUUUUCUUUGAUCAUAUUUUGUGCAGUAUGACUGAGCACAUCCAAGAACAAAAUUGAUAAUGUGAUAUAACUUGCUAGAUACUUAAGCCUAAACACACUGCAUCCUGUAUGUGUUAUUUGUUGCACAGGAUCCACUUUUCUAUUGCUGGUAAUUUUUCUUUCAUUAGAUCUUUUUGAGAAUGGAUAGAAGCAUGUUGGCAAUUCUGAUUUAGUAACU
Messenger RNA from Camellia sinensis, 1016 nucleotides. Its product is annotated as regulator of telomere elongation helicase 1 homolog. Lineage: Eukaryota; Viridiplantae; Streptophyta; Magnoliopsida; Ericales; Theaceae. The record is from RefSeq and is a predicted model, not a curated record.